GCCGGGGCUAUGGCGGGUGACGACCGCCAGUGGCAGGGCAGCAUCCUCUACAACAUGCUCAUGAGCGCCAAGCAAACGCAAACGCGCGCCGCUCCGGAGGCGCCCGGGGCUCGGCCGAGGAGCCAGUGCUGGGGCUGCUCCUGCGGCGCGGAGCAGCAGGGGGGCAGAGAAGGACUGGCGGGCGGGCGGGCCGUGGCGCUCCUAUACCGCUGCUGCUUUUGCGGCGAAGAUCACCCGCGGCAGGGCAGCAUUCUCUACACUAUGCUUACGAGCGCCAAGCAAAUUCCUGCGGCCCCGGAGGCGUCCGAGACUCCACAGUGGGGUUCGUGCUGGGGCUGCUCGUGUGGCGCGGAGCGGCCGGUGGGCAGAGAGGAGCUAGUGGGCGAGCAGGCCGAGGUGCUCCUGUACCGCUGCUGCUUUUGCGGCGAAGAGCACCCGCGCCAGGGCAGCAUCCUCUACAGCUUGCUCACCAGCGCAAAACAAACGCACGUGGCCCCGGGAGCGCCCCAGGCGCUGCCGGGAGGUCAGUGGUGGGACCGCUCUAACGGGGUGCGGAGACCGGGGGGCAGAGAGGGGCUAUCGCGAGGGCCGGCCGGAGCGCUCUGGUACCGCUGCUGCUUUUGCGGCGAAGACCACACGCUGCAAGGCGGCGAGCUCUACCACGCGCCCACCAGCGCGAAGCAAACGCGCGCGGCUGCAGAGAGCCCCGAGGCGCAGCCGGGGACCCCACGGUGGGGCCCCUCGUGUGACAUGCAGCGGCCGGUGGCCCUCAAGAGCCCUCAGGUGGUCUGCGAGAUGGCCUCGGCCGGCCUGUUGAAAACCCUGCGCUUCGUCAAGUACUUGCCCUGCUUCCAGGUGCUGCCCCUGGACCAGCAGCUGGUGCUGGUGCGCAGCUGCUGGGCGCCGCUGCUCAUGCUUGAGUUGGCCCAGGACCGCUUGCAAUUCGAGAUGGUGGAGACCUCGGAGCCCAGCCUGCUGCAGAGGAUCCUCACCACCAGGCGGCGGGAGACGGCGGACGAAGAGCCGCCGUCCCGGCGUGAGCAGCCACCCUUGGCACCGCCGCCGGAGGCCGGCCAGCAGCCCUCAGUCGCCGAGGUCCAAGCCAUUAAGGGCUUCCUAGCCAAGUGCUGGAGCCUGGAUAUCAGCACCAAGGAGUACGCCUACCUCAAGGGGACUGUCCUCUUUAACCCGGCCCUGCCAGGUCUGCAGUGUGUGAAUUACAUCCAGGGACUUCAGUGGGGAACUCAGCAGAUACUCCACGAACACCUCAGGAUGACGCACAGAGGGUACCAGGCCAGAUUCACCCAACUGAAUAGUGCCCUUUCCCUGCUGAGAUUCAUCAAUGCCAAUGUCAUUGCAGAACUGUUCUUUAGGCCCAUCAUUGGCAUGGUCAGCAUGGAUGAUAUGAUGCUGGAAAUGCUCUGUGCAAAGUUAUGAAAGCCCGUGGACUACCUGAGCGCAGCUUGCCACGAGGGCUAAGGAGGUGUUGGCAGAAGAGUGUAAUAUAUUUUAAAAUAAACUUUCUUAUUAUUUUUC
Choloepus didactylus (southern two-toed sloth) is the source of this 1536-nucleotide messenger RNA. It is a transcript of the gene NR0B1, whose product is annotated as nuclear receptor subfamily 0 group B member 1. Gene Ontology annotation, cellular component: nucleus; cytoplasm. The record is from RefSeq and is a predicted model, not a curated record. Bases 10 to 1437 code for a protein of 475 amino acids. Lineage: Eukaryota; Metazoa; Chordata; Mammalia; Pilosa; Megalonychidae. The transcript is spliced from 2 exons. Gene Ontology annotation, molecular function: transcription factor binding; transcription corepressor activity. Gene Ontology annotation, biological process: negative regulation of transcription by RNA polymerase II.